AUGAGGUCCAGGGAUGUGAAGUUCCCUAUCCGAUACAAUGAUCCCGAGUAUCAAUUGAACCAUCAAAAACUUUUUUCGCAGGCUGUCCUGUGUCCUUUGAAGAAUGUUCUUCCACCGGGUGUAGACCAGGAGCAGUUUGAUCGUGCGAUCGUCGAAUUCGAAAAUGCCGUGGGAAAGGGCAAUGUCUUUCGGGGACAGGCAUUGGAAGAGUAUGUGGAUCCAUACGAGUUAUGGGAGGAAGAGGGGAGAAGGAAGAUGCCGAGUGCGGCAGUAUGCCCUUCAUCGACCAAAGAGCUACGAGAAGUUCUUGCAGUAGCCAAUAAGUCCGGUAUUCCCGUGUGGACAUUCUCACGAGGAAAGAAUUUGGGCUAUGGUGGACCGGCACCCCGACUUGAUGGGUCAGUUGCGCUUGAUCUACAUCGCAUGAACAGAAUUAUCGAAGUCAAUGACAAGUUCUCGUACGCGGUCGUGGAGCCAGGGGUAACGUUUACUGACCUGUACCUGCACUGUGCCGAGCACAAACUCCGAGUUUGGCCAAGCGUACCUUCAUUGGGGUGGGGAAGCGUUGUGGGCAAUGUACAUAUACUGAUUGUUCAACGGACCGUGGACAGAGGAACUGGCUUCACACCAACUGCAACACACCAUCAACAUAUUAGUGGCAUGGAGGUCAUGCUUGCCGACGGGGACAUUGUGCGGACCGGGCAAUUUGCGAUUCCUAACUCCCCAUCAGCACAUCUGUCAAAAUUCAGCUUUGGCCCAUCUAUUGAAGGGCUAUUCUUACAGAGCAAUCUAGGCAUUGUCACCAAGAUGGGAAUCUGGCUUCACCCGCAACCGCAAGCGUACAUGUCUUGCACGUUUGAUAUGCCAAAUUUUGAAGAUGUGGAAGUUAUUGUGGACAUUUUCGGAAUAUUGCGGAGAGAUGGCCUAUUGCCAAACACGGUGUACGUCUCAAAUAUUGUUGAAUGGUUGGGGAUGACCGGCAAACGUACUGAGCUGUGGCCGGAAGAAGGACCUAUUCCCGACUGGCGGCUCCGAGAGCUCCAGACACAACUGGGUUUCGGGUAUUGGAAUGUUAAAUUCGGCUUAUAUGGCGCAAAAGAGGUGGUGCAAUCGCACUUUGAUGAGCUGAAGAGGAUUAUUGGAAAGAAGGCGCCCGGUUCGGAGCACCGUCUUCAAGGUCACCUCUUCUCCGGUGAGAACGACAAACUCUUGGAAGCAACCUCUAUUCCAGAUCCUCAUGGCGGUUUCUUUGCUGGAGUGCCCAGUCUAUGGAGCCUGCCAAUGGUGCGGUAUAGACUUCCCAAGGAAAAGGCAGGUAUCGGUGCACAUGCGGACUAUUCACCUAUCAUUCCUUCCGAUGGCAAAACAGUGCUUGAAUGGGUGAGAACUGCUAGAGAGAUUUGCGAAACCCAAGGAUUUGACCUCUUCUGCGAUUUUUUUAUGCAUGAACGACAUAUUAUUUUCGUCAAUAUGAUGGUCUUCGACAAGACGAACUCAGAUCAUCGUAAAGCUGUCGAUACUAUUUUCCGGAGCCUAUACAGAGAAGGCCGUCAGAGGGGUUUCAGCAAAUAUCGAUCUCACAUCAAUUACAUGGAUCUUGUCGCGGAUGCGUAUGACUUCAAUGACCAUGCAUACCGGAGAUUUAUAGAGAGAUUGAAGGAUACAGUUGAUCCAAAUGGAAUUCUAUCUCCUGGUAAGCAGGGUAUAUGGCCUUUAAAGUAUCGGCACCUAAGGGAGAAACUGUAA
Cladophialophora psammophila CBS 110553 is the source of this 1746-nucleotide messenger RNA. RefSeq lists its product as uncharacterized. The record is from RefSeq and is a predicted model, not a curated record. The transcript has 6 exons. Gene Ontology annotation, cellular component: mitochondrion. NCBI's taxonomy places the organism in Eukaryota, Fungi, Ascomycota, Eurotiomycetes, Chaetothyriales, Herpotrichiellaceae. Gene Ontology annotation, biological process: lactate catabolic process. The coding region runs from base 1 to 1746 and encodes 581 amino acids. Gene Ontology annotation, molecular function: FAD binding; D-lactate dehydrogenase (NAD+) activity; D-lactate dehydrogenase (cytochrome) activity.